Molecule: messenger RNA, 1143 nt
Organism: Closterium sp. NIES-65
Lineage: Eukaryota; Viridiplantae; Streptophyta; Zygnematophyceae; Desmidiales; Closteriaceae
Source: the annotation of a GenBank genome assembly
AUGUGCGACGGCCUGAGAUGCUCGCUAGACGGCAAAUCUUCAUCCCUAAAAGUCGCAGUGGUUGAGAGACGAAAAGCUGUCAAAGCACGAGCAGCGGCGGCAGAAGCAACGGCAGGAGGCGCAACGGGGCCAAGCGUGGUCCCGGAAAGAAAAAGCAGCGAGGCGACAGCAGCGAUUCGUCCCGUGGUCAUUCUUCCGGGAUUGGGCAACAACUCGGCGGAUUACGCGGAGCUCGUCGCGCUGCUGGAGGCGCAGGGCGUGGCGGCGGAGGUAGCACGCGUGGCGAGACCUGAUUGGCUGCGCAACGCAGCGGGGCUUCUGCAGGCAGACUACUGGAAGGGAACGCUCAAGCCCCGCCCGAUCCUCGACUGGUACUUGGAGCGGGUGGCAGCAGCAGUGAAGGCAGCCAAGAAGAGAGUCCCAGGCGCCUCGCAGGUGUCACUGGUGGCGCACUCAGCAGGCGGGUGGCUGGCGCGUCUCUACCUCGCGGAGUACGGCCAUGCUGACGUGGCGCUGCUGCUCUCCCUCGGCUCGCCGCACCUCCCACCGCCCCCAGGGGCAGAGGGGGUGGUGGAUCAGACAAGGGGCCUGCUAACGCACAUGCAGGCCGUCUCGCCAGGCGCCUUCCAUGCACCGCACGUCAAAUACGUCUGCAUCUCGGGCAGGUAUAUCAAGGGUUUACCCCUGUUCAGCAGUGCCGCUGCCACCCCUGCAGCAGACGCAGCAGCCUCUGCACCAGCCUCUGUGGCAGCAGUGGCAGCAGCAGCAGGGGGGGAGGCACGCGUCUUUGCCCUGGAUGUGAAUCCAGCUAGGGGCGCAUCAGCAAAGGCAGGCAGUGAGAGUGAGAGUGAGGGGGGCAGCAGUGGGGCUUCAGAUGAAGACGAGGCAGGUGCUGAGAAGCAGGUGGCAUCUGGGGGAGGUGUGUUCCAGGCGCGCAUGGUGGGGCAGGGGUACAAGCAGGUGUGCGGGCGGGCGGACGUGUGGGGGGACGGAGUCGUGCCGGAAGAUGCCGCCCUGCUGGAGGGGGCGGAGAAUCUGAUCCUGGACGGCGUGUAUCACUCGCCUGUGGGGGCCAGUGACGCCCGGCCGUGGUACGGGUCUCCUUCUGUGCUGCCCUCGUGGCAGCACCACCUGUUUGUCUGA